Cynara cardunculus var. scolymus (artichoke) is the source of this 2865-nucleotide messenger RNA. Its product is annotated as cellulose synthase-like protein D1. The record is from RefSeq and is a predicted model, not a curated record. Gene Ontology annotation, biological process: plant-type primary cell wall biogenesis; cellulose biosynthetic process. Lineage: Eukaryota; Viridiplantae; Streptophyta; Magnoliopsida; Asterales; Asteraceae. Gene Ontology annotation, molecular function: mannan synthase activity; cellulose synthase (UDP-forming) activity. Gene Ontology annotation, cellular component: trans-Golgi network; plasma membrane. Bases 1 to 2865 code for a protein of 954 amino acids. The transcript is spliced from 6 exons.
AUGGCCACUAAUCCAUCAGGAUCCGGUGCGCCUCAAGGAGGAAAAGUUACUCGGAAGACACCCCGUGAUGCUGAUAAUCACGAAUCGAAUCGCCAGAUGUCGUUGACGACAUCAAAUAGUAAGUCCAUGGCCUUAAGGAACCAGCCUACAGACUUUGAUCACCAGCGUUGGUUGUUUGAGAGCAAAGGCAGAUACGGUAUUGGAAAUGCAUAUUGGCAGGAUGACGAUAACGUUGACCGUGAAACCGGAACCAGCUUGGCUGAUUUCGUCGACAAGCCUUGGAAACCUCUUACCCGCAAGACUCCAGUUCCACCCAGCGUUCUUAGCCCAUACAGAGUACUUGUGGUAAUCAGAUUAAUAGUGCAGUGCUUCUUCUUAUCCUGGAGAUUACAGAACCCGAAUUUUGAUGCAAUGUGGUUAUGGAGUGUCUCGAUCGCAUGUGAGAUCUGGUUCGCCUUCUCAUGGCUGCUAGAUCAGCUACCGAAGCUGAAUCCGAUAAACCGGGCAACAGACUUGGUCGCUCUCAAGGAUAAGUUUGAGAGCAAGUCUCCUGACAAUCCCAAUGGCCGGUCUGAUCUCCCGGGAGUGGAUGUAUUCAUUUCGACUGCUGACCCCGAGAAGGAACCACCUCUAGUUACUGCCAACACCAUUUUAUCUAUCCUCGCGGUUGAAUAUCCUAUCGAGAAGGUAUCCAUCUACAUCUCCGAUGAUGGUGGCGCGAUCCUGACAUUCGAGGCAAUGGCUGAAGCAGUCCGUUUCGGGCAGAUUUGGGUACCCUUUUGCCGGAAACACAACAUUGAACCCAGGAACCCUGACAGUUAUUUCUCUCAGAAGACAGACCCAACCAAGAACAAGAAAAGGCCUGAUUUUGUGAAGGAUCAUCGUUGGAUGAAGAGAGAGUAUGAUGAGUUCAAAGUCAGGAUCAAUGGUCUUCCAGAUGUCAUAAAGAAGCGUUGUGACAAGUACAACUACGUAGAAGAAAUGAAGGAGAAGCAGAAGGGCAACAGUUCAGCCUCGGCUGAACCUGUUCAGGUCACCAAGGCAACUUGGAUGGCAGAUGGUACACAUUGGCCAGGCACGUGGAAAGACCCAGUAGCCGAUCACAAGAAAGGCGAUCAUGCCGGAAUUAUACAGUUAAUGAGCAAGAUACCAGAAAAUGAACCUGUAAUGGGCAAAGAAGAUGAAGGAAAACUUGACUACACCGAUGUAGACAUUAGGCUUCCUAUGUUUGCAUAUGUCUCGCGUGAGAAACGUCCUGGUUAUGACCAUGAGAAGAAGGCUGGAGCCAUGAACUCGUUGGUUAGAGCUUCGGCUAUACUCUCCAAUGGACCUUUCAUUCUUAACUUGGAUUGUGAUCAUUAUAUAUAUAACUCUAUGGCUAUAAGGGAAGGAAUGUGCUUUAUGAUGGAUCGUGGUGGUGAUCGUGUAUGCUUCAUACAGUUUCCACAAAGGUUUGAGGGGAUCGAUCCUUCUGAUAGAUACGCCAACCACAACACGGUCUUUUUUGAUGGGAAUAUGAGAGCCCUGGAUGGUCUACAAGGUCCGGUGUAUGUUGGAACGGGUUGCAUGUUCAGACGGUAUGCACUCUACGGGUUUAGUCCACCUCGAGCAAUUGUGUACAGUGGAAUUGUCGGGCAGAAAAAGAAACCAGCUUCGACACUCUCUCCGAACGAUUCAUUGCAGGCUGUGCGUGCUCAAGACGAUGACCCUGAAACUCAAGAUGAAGAGCAUCCUGAUUUAAACCUCCCGAAAAAGUUUGGGAAUUCAACCAUGUUCGUCGACUCUAUAGCAGUUGCCGAGUAUCAAGGGCGUCCACUUGCCGAUCAUGCGUCUAUCAAGAACGGCCGCCCUCCAGGAGCACUCCUUGCUCCACGUCCUCCGCUAGAUGCACACACCGUAGCCGAGGCUAUAGGUGUUAUUUCUUGCUGGUAUGAAGACAAUACUGAAUGGGGAGAAAGGAUAGGGUGGAUUUACGGGUCGGUUACGGAGGAUGUGGUGACAGGUUACCGAAUGCACAAUCGUGGUUGGCGAUCGAUCUACUGCAUAACAAAGCGUGAUGCAUUCCGUGGUACAGCACCAAUCAACUUGACUGAUCGCUUGCACCAAGUGCUUCGGUGGGCCACUGGUUCCGUCGAGAUCUUCUUCUCAAAAAACAACGCAUUUCUGGCGAGCUCACGUCUCAAGUUCCUCCAACGCAUAGCAUAUCUAAAUGUUGGUAUGUACCCUUUCACAUCCAUAUUCCUCGUUGCCUACCUAUUCCUCCCGGCACUAUGCAUGUUCACAGGGCAAUUUAUCGUGCCAAACAUUGAUUCAACAUUUCUCGGGUACCUCCUCAUCAUGACCGUCACACUUGCUCUCAUCUCUCUCCUUGAAGUUAAGUGGUCAGGAAUAGCCCUUGAGGAAUGGUGGCGAAAUGAGCAGUUUUGGGCCAUUGGUGGCUCAAGUGCUCAUUUAGCCGCUGUGAUCCAAGGGCUACUCAAGAUCACAGCUGGAAUCGAAAUCGCGUUCACUCUGACUUCCAAAUCAGCUGCAGAAGAUGAUGAAGAUAUAUAUGCCGAUCUCCAUGUUGUCAAAUGGACGAGUCUCUUCGUAGUGCCUCUCACCAUUUGCAUUACAAACAUCGUAGCCCUUAUCAUGGGGACUGCAAGGACUCUUUUUAGUGUGAUUCCCCAAUGGAAUAAGCUUAUUGGUGGUGCUUUCUUUAGCUUUUGGGUGUUGGCACAUAUGUAUCCUUUCAUGAAAGGGUUGAUGGGUAGGAGAGGAAAGGUUACAACCAUUAUUUAUGUCUGGGCAGGGGUGCUGUCCAUUACUGUCUCUUUGCUUUGGAUUACUAUCAGUCCCCCAGAUGACACUACGCAAGUCUAA